ACACCCACCGGAAGUAAACAAAGACAGCGCUAGCAGCGUUAGCUAGGUGCAUGUUAGCAGUUAGCUGGAAGACGGUAGUGUGGUCGUGUCUCUGGUAAAUAUUCAAGUAGUGGACGGAGCAGUGAUGUCUUCGGCUCAGUAUUUGAGAGAGUUUAUCAGCGAGCGACUAACAGCUGCUGCUGAAGAGAUAUUCACAGUCUUUGAAAAAACCAUCGUCCAGUACGAAGAAGAGGUCGCUCGUCAGCGCAGACUGCUGGACACCGUUUUGAAACCUGAAAUAAAGCUACACAGGAUCGAGCUCCCACAGCAGCAUGUCUGUAAGGAGGAGGAGGUUCUCACUGACCAGCAGCUCUGUCUCCAGGAGAGGAACUCCAGUCUGGACCAAGAGGAACAAGAACCUCCACAGAUUAAAGAGGAACAGGAGGAAAUGUGCACCAGUCAGGAGGGAGAGCAGCUCGUACUGAAGCAGGAGACUGAAACCUUCAUGUUGACUCCUCAUGGUGAGGAAAGUGACCACAGAGAACCAGACGGUGAGCACCAGCUCCUCUCUCACAACUCUCCUGUAGCUGAGAGCCAAGAUCAGAACAGAAGAAAACUUGUGGAUUUAGGAUCAACUAGAAAUGUAUCAGAGAUUGACUCUAAUACUCACCCAAGAGAAAAGUCUUUCAAAUGUGACAGUUGUGGCAAAGCUUUUUUGUAUAAGUGUCACUUGAAAAUACAUCUGAGAAUCCACACGGGAGAGAAACCAUAUUUAUGCAAAAUGUGUGGAAAAGCAUUUAUUACCAUGUUCACAUUGAAAAGUCAUAUGACAACUCACACAGGUGAGAAGCCAUAUUCUUGCAAAAUAUGUCGCAAAAGUUUUGUGCGUAGUGGUUACUUGAAAGUUCACAUGAGACGUCACACGGGUGAGAAGCCGUAUUCUUGUGACACAUGUGGGAAAAGUUUUGUAUGUAGUGGCAUCUUGAAAGUCCACAUGAGAACCCACACAGGUGAGAAGCCGAAUUCUUGUGAAAACUGUGGGAAAAGAUUCAGUGACAUUUCUGCGUUGAAUCAGCAUAUGAUUGUGCACACAGGUGAGAAGCCGUAUUCUUGCAAAAUAUGUGGGAAAUGUUUUGUGCGUAGUUCGGUCUUGAAAGUCCACUUGAGAACUCACACUGGUGAGAAGCCAUUUUCUUGUAGAUUAUGUGGGAAAAGCUUUGUAAGUAGUAACGUCUUGAAAGUCCACAUCAGAACACACACAGGUGAGAAGCCGUACUCCUGCGGCACCUGUGGGAAAAGAUUUAGUAACACCUCAGCUUUGAAUGAACAUAUGAGAGUGCACACAGGUGAGAAACCAUACUCUUGUGAAACAUGUGGGAGAAGUUUUGGAUGUGGUCGUGAUUUAACAGUCCACAUUAGAACUCACACAGGUGAGAAGCCGUAUUCUUGCCAAAUAUGCCAGAAAGGUUUCACACGUGGUAAUUAUUUGAAAGUCCACAUGAGGCGUCACACAGGUGAGAAGCCGUACUCUUGCAACAUCUGUGGGAAAAGAUUCUUUCAGUCGUCAGACAUGAAAAGGCAUUUAAAAGUUCAUACAGGUUAAAAUUGUAUAUUAACUAAACAGGCUAGUUUUCCGGCUUAAUGGAUAAUUGCUGGUACACAUGAGAAGCGCUCACACUGAUGAAAAUGAUUAUCACUGCAACUUCUCUGGGUAAACAUACUUUGAAGUGACAUAUCUUGAAAACCAUUCCUGAUUUAAAAUUGGACACAUCACUUCAAGUCACCUUGAACAACAAUAGACUGUUUUCAACAUUCCUGCCACGCUUGGGAUGAGUCCUAUAAGCCCCCAAAAAUCCAUAUCAGUCGAGCUCUACUUAUAAGGGAACCAGCUGAAUUAUGUUGAUACUGCCAAGCACCCAGUUGGAUUGGAGUUGGAUUAAGUUGUUGUUGGAGAUAACUGGGCUUAGUUAACAAAACAUGGAAAGCAAUGUGAGUACAUACUUCCUUUAAAGUGAAAAACUGACUUCUUAAAUCAUUUUCGUUUUGCUGUUUUUAUCAACUCAGUUGUAUGACGUUAUACAAAGUUUCUGAUGUUGAAGAUAAUAAAUUAUCUAGUAGUGGACGGCCAUCCUGAAACUACUGUCUUUUCUAGAACAUUUACUUUAAUUUGAUCUUUUGUGUGUUUUUCCAACACAUAACAUUGAUACAUUUUUAUUAUGGUGAAACAAACACAUUAAGUAGAAGAUGUUCUGCGUGGCUUUAUGAAUGGUGCCAUAUCAAUCAACUUGAAUUAGUAGAACAUUUCUUUCAAUGCUUGUUCUUUAGACUAAUGUCAGCGACGGUUCAGCUGUGCUGCUCUUCUAGAGAAUCAAGGUCUCUGAUUUUAGAGUAGACAGUAAAUACUAUCUUUCACAACAGUUUCAAUGUAUAUCUAUUAAAUAUAUGUCACAAACAUAAAUGUUUGCAACACUUCCUGUACCUGCUUCAAAAUAAAAGCACUCCUGCAUUGCUGUUGACUAAAUCCAUUCAGUUGUUUAAAAGGUUAAAAUUGUGAAAUAUUUGCAGGAGUGGAAGAUGCGCGGCUUCAUACUGCACAGUACUGGUAUUUAUGUCCGUACUUUUAUACAAGGUAAUACAGCAGUCACGUUUAUGGCCAUUUUCAAAGCAAACCCUGUUUAAAGUAAAGUAGCGGCUCCACUGCAGAGCUUAUUGUUGAAAUUCAUUGAACAGACACUGUAAAUAUAGUUUGUAUUGAAGAGAUAUCCCUCCUGUUAAUGUGAAUAUUUUGCAUCGAACAGAUAAAAUCUUUGAUUGUAUGGAUGUUCGUACAUUGAGUCUGUUGUAACAGAGAAAUAAUAAAUACGACUCCUAAGUGGGUAUUUUAAAAGAUAUCGGGUAGAUCUCAGUUCACCUUUGGAAUUAAACCGUGAUCUUGAGCUUGAAAACGUUACAAGUUUUUUUUUAAACUUUGUAUUUAUUAUAUCUAAUAUUUAUUUGUCUAUGUGUCUGAUGAUCUGUACUGUUACAUAUGUGUAAUACUUGUAGAAAUACGUGCUUGUAAAUAAAGUUGUUUUAAAAAUAAAA
Hippoglossus stenolepis (Pacific halibut) is the source of this 3063-nucleotide messenger RNA. Its product is annotated as gastrula zinc finger protein XlCGF28.1-like. NCBI's taxonomy places the organism in Eukaryota, Metazoa, Chordata, Actinopteri, Pleuronectiformes, Pleuronectidae. Gene Ontology annotation, biological process: regulation of transcription by RNA polymerase II. The transcript has 2 exons. Gene Ontology annotation, molecular function: RNA polymerase II cis-regulatory region sequence-specific DNA binding; DNA-binding transcription factor activity, RNA polymerase II-specific. The record is from RefSeq and is a predicted model, not a curated record. Gene Ontology annotation, cellular component: transcription regulator complex; PcG protein complex. The coding region runs from base 125 to 1582 and encodes 485 amino acids.